AUGGCGCCCUCAUUCAUGACCAUUGAUACUAAUGACUCUGAUGUCUUCAUGGCGCCCCCGCCAUCAAAGCCAGUCGACACCUCGCGUACUCUCCUUCUCGCACCCCCCUCCAUUGCUACACAAGAGGAUAAAUUACGAGCCGUUUUCUCCUCCUUCCCCCGCACUUCGACCGACCUGCAAAUGCUCGAUCGCCUCUCCGCUGGCAUAGUCACUCUUCCUUCGAACACAUACGAUCUUGUCCUCGUCCUCACUGACGUCGAUGGCUCACGACGCGCCGAGGCCCUCCAACUUCUCACUAGAGAUGUCUAUACUACCCUUGUACCAGCCAUGAAGGCUGGCGCAAAGCUGCAAACAGAAGAUAAAGCACUCGAUGUGACAGAGGCAAUGGAAGCUGUUUUAGCUGGAUUGGUACAUAACUCGACUGGAUUCGAGAAACCAAAUUACGAACAAUCGUCCGCCGUGCCGCUGAAGUUCGGUCUCAAGAAGAAGAAGACUACCACUACUGCUCCUGCCGUGGUUCCGCUGGGAAUACAAUCAAAUGGAACUGGAUUUUCAUUGAAUGGCUUGAACGGAACCAACCAUGAUCGGGAUGACGAUGACGAAUUGAUUAAUGAGGACUCUCUUCUUGAUGAGCAGGAUUUAACGAGACCUAUUAUGCCUCCUCCAGAGUGCCAGCCCAAGACUGGUCGCAGGCGGAAGGCCUGCAAGGAUUGUACUUGUGGAUUAGCGGAUCGACUCGAAGCGGAGGAUAAAGAGCGUCGCGCAAACGCUGAUAAGAACUUGAACGUGAUGAAGUUGAACACAGAUGAUCUCGCCGAGCUUGAUUUCACUGUCGAGGGCAAGCAGACUGGAUCGUGCGGUAGCUGUGCUCUUGGUGAUGCCUUCCGCUGCGACGGUUGCCCAUACUUGGGUCUUCCAGCUUUCAAGCCGGGUCAGGAGGUGCAGAUCCUGAAUGACGUUGCACAGCUGUGA
Messenger RNA from Penicillium malachiteum, 972 nucleotides. RefSeq lists its product as uncharacterized. The record is from RefSeq and is a predicted model, not a curated record. Gene Ontology annotation, cellular component: cytoplasm. Gene Ontology annotation, molecular function: iron-sulfur cluster binding. The coding region runs from base 1 to 972 and encodes 323 amino acids. Gene Ontology annotation, biological process: iron-sulfur cluster assembly. The transcript is spliced from 2 exons. NCBI's taxonomy places the organism in Eukaryota, Fungi, Ascomycota, Eurotiomycetes, Eurotiales, Aspergillaceae.